This is a messenger RNA of Meriones unguiculatus (Mongolian gerbil), 787 nucleotides long. RefSeq names its product regenerating islet-derived protein 3-beta-like. The record is from RefSeq and is a predicted model, not a curated record. Gene Ontology annotation, biological process: antimicrobial humoral immune response mediated by antimicrobial peptide; response to peptide hormone; positive regulation of cell population proliferation. Gene Ontology annotation, molecular function: signaling receptor activity; peptidoglycan binding; oligosaccharide binding. NCBI's taxonomy places the organism in Eukaryota, Metazoa, Chordata, Mammalia, Rodentia, Muridae. Bases 51 to 578 code for a protein of 175 amino acids. The transcript has 6 exons.
CAUCUCUGCCUUGACAAACCAUCCAGAUUGCUCUCUGCAAGGCAGACAAGAUGCUUCCUCGCACGGCGCUAGUCAGCACGUCUUGGAGGCUGCUCUGCGGCCUGAUGCUCCUUUCUCAGGUGCAAGGUGAAGACUCCCUGAAGGAAAUUCCGUCCCCACGCCUUAGUUGUCCUGCAGGCUCCCGGGCUUAUGGUUCCUACUGCUAUACUUUGUUUCGGAUACCACAGUCCUGGUUCGAUGCAGAACUGGCCUGCCAGAAGAGACCUUCGGGACACCUGGUGUCUGUGCUCAGUGGAGCUGAAGCUUCCUUUGUCUCCUCCCUGGUGAAGAGCACAGGGAACACCUACCAAUAUAUCUGGAUUGGGCUCCAUGACCCCACCCUGGGUGAAGAACCCAAUGGAGGCGGAUGGGAAUGGAGUAACAAUGAUGUGAUGAAUUACUUUAACUGGGAAAGGAACCCAUCCAACUGCUUGGACCGUGGUUUCUGUGGCAGCUUGUCCAGAGCUUCUGGAUUUUUGAAAUGGAGAGAUAAUAUAUGUGACAUGAAGCUGCCCUAUGUCUGCAAAUUCAAGGAUUAGGUUUAUCCAGAUACAAACAGCCCAAAUUUGUCCAGAAGCCCGUCAUGGACAAGGGACGGAUAUGAAGAUUUACUCAGGAAGUGCCUGUGCUAUCCACAGUCCACAUCAGAGCUCUCACCUGCUCUUUUCAGAUUUUCCCUUUAUCACUUUGGCACAGGUUGUGCCCUCAAGUCUUGGAAAACAAUAAUUAAACUUCAGUCACACUUUGA